UUCUCCUUCCUCUGCGUAGGAUGUCUAUAAAUAAUAGGGAGUCUGAUAGCCUCAACAUCAUGCCAAUAUCGAUCACUUAGAAAAACUCAAGUCUUAUUUCUCAAAUUAGCUCAAGAUGAAGACGGCUUUUGCUCUCAUUACCCUUUCAUCACUUCUCUUGUUUUCAGGCACCGUUCUUGCAAGGAAAGAUCCGGGAGACUACUGGAAGAAUGUAAUGGAGAUCGAAUCCAUGCCGGAGGUGCUUCAAAUCCUUGUCAAUGGUAAAUUAAGAAAUAAUGGUGACAAUUUUGUCAAGCAUUUGGAUAGAGGCAAUACGCGUGGAAGUACUGAUCAGCCUAAAUAUAAGGACUUAAAUGCAGACAAAUGGUCCAACUCUGCUAUAUUUUAUGGGAGAUUUGAUCGACCUCAAGUUGGAAAUUCUGAGCUCAAAGAUAAGUCUGGUAAUAAGGAUUUAAAAGUAGACAAAUGGUCUAACUCUGCAGUACUUUAUUGGGGAUAUGAUAGACCUCAAACUGAAAAUACCGAUGAGCUCAAAGAUAAGCCUUCCAAUGACAACCAGAACCAAUUUGCACCUAAAAAUAAGGAUUUAAAUGUAGACAAAUGGUCUAACAGCGCUAUACUUUAUUGGGGAUAUGACCGACCUCAAGUUUAAGUCUUGUAUUCUCAACCUGAUACCUUUGGGUCUUUGUCUAAAAAAUAAAUAAAUAAAAACAUAGCUUUGGAUUGUUCGUUUGGAGUUUGGCCUCUUCUAACGAGGUAGCUUUUGGACUUUUAUGCUAUAAUAUAUCUAUGUACCUGUAUGUGUGCCUAAUAAAUGAUGAAUAAUCAAAUAAAUUACGUUUGUUUAAGAGAA
Molecule: messenger RNA, 853 nt
Organism: Ziziphus jujuba (common jujube)
Lineage: Eukaryota; Viridiplantae; Streptophyta; Magnoliopsida; Rosales; Rhamnaceae
Exons: 2
Coding region: 116-652 (178 amino acids)
Source: RefSeq, a predicted model, not a curated record